Eublepharis macularius is the source of this 2153-nucleotide messenger RNA. It is a transcript of the gene TTI2, whose product is annotated as TELO2 interacting protein 2. The transcript is spliced from 7 exons. NCBI's taxonomy places the organism in Eukaryota, Metazoa, Chordata, Lepidosauria, Squamata, Eublepharidae. The coding region runs from base 447 to 2009 and encodes 520 amino acids. The record is from RefSeq and is a predicted model, not a curated record. Gene Ontology annotation, cellular component: cytosol; nucleoplasm; centrosome.
AGCCGCCGUUAGUCGUCAUUCUGCACUUCUCUAUGCCGUGAUAUCUCUAUGGUGAAAUCCCUCUACUAGAUCUUAAAAUGGCGGGGAGAGUAAGCACUGCGGCGGUGUCCUCUCUAGGCUUUUUGUUUUCCGAUCUCUGUGGCUAGAGUCACCCCAAAGAACUUGACCUUCCGACUUUCAAAUGGAAAGCGGCCAUUGGCCGUGAUGGUUAGCGGCGGCGCUCUGGCGCUGAACAUCUCUAUAGUGAGCUUAUGCCUGGUAUUGGAAAUUGAAGCCGUGGUAGCCAAUUCUGUGCAAGGACUGCCGCCUCUUGGAUGGCUCCCCUGAGGACCAAUUUGAGAGAGAGCUAAGUGGAGGGAGAGGGUGAGAGGUGGCUGUGUGAAUGUAUGGAGCACAGCAAGUGCGGAAAGAGGGUGAAAUACCUUUUUUAGAGGCUGUUCAGAGCCAUGGAUCAACACUAUCUGUUGGAUUCCCUGCAGCUGACCACCCCAGGGGGUCAGGGUGCCCCCCAGUACCCCCCAGUAGAGCAGGUUGUCCCUCAAUUUCUGCAGCUGUUUGCAGGGGUGGGCGCCCCACAGGCUGGCAGCAAAGUCAAGGCAGGCAUGGUCAGAGACCUCUUGGUCAUCUUGGAGGCUGUAGACUGCCAAUGGCUGCUGGGGGACUGGCAGAGGAACUCCACCCCUGUUCUUCGAGACUUGGUAGUUGCACUUAGCACCUAUGCAAUGCUGCCCCAGCAUGAACCUGAUGGAGGAGAGCUUUCCUGCAAGGAUUCAUCCAAUGCUGCUGCAGCCAGUCGGGCAGCGGAGGUCAUCCUGGUUUUCCAAAGCAUCUUGACCAAGGUGGAAGCAGCAAAAGGCUUGGAGGAGCUGGGGUUCAAGGCAGUUGGAUCAUGCUUGCAGGCAGUGGCAGGGCCCAUGUAUGUUUUUGCUGUGACUCAUGCUGCAGAGAAGCCGUGGAGCAGACCCAGGACGCGGACCCUGGCCCAGGAGCUGCUGGAAGGUCUGCUUCGGGUUUGUGACUGCCAGAUAGUCCCGGAGUUCCUCAGAGGUGCCACCGAAGAUGAAGAGGGUUGGUUUGCGAUGGUGAUGCAGUGCCUGAAACCAGAGUUGACCAAAGAAACGUGGCAGCGCAGCCCAGCCACAAAACACGUGUUUUCCUGGACACUCCAGCAGGUCACUCGACCCUGGCUGGGCCCUCAUUUGGAGAAAGUUCUGCCACCAUCGCUGCUCCUGUCAGAUGACUACCGAGUAGAAAAUAAAAUCCUGGGCGUGCAGUGCCUGCAUCAUAUCAUUCAUAAUGUGCCAGGAGCUGACCUCUGCCAGUUCAACAGAGCACAAGUUGUGCACCAUGCCCUCUCCAACCAUCUCUACACCAAGGAAGCCCAGCUCAUGCAGGCUGUGUUGCCAUGCUUGCUGGACUUGCUGGUGAUCCUGGAAAGGGCCCCUGGACAGCCGUCCCACAAGCCCCGAUCUGCCAAGCCCUCCGACAAGGUGCUCCAGCUGGUCUUGACCCAUAUGGAACCAGAGCACCAGCUUGCUCUGCGGAGGGUGUAUGCCCAGAAUCUUCCUGCCUUCAUCGAGAGGCUGAGCAUCCAGAUAAGUCGCCAUCUGAAAAGGCUGCUGCGGGUGAUUGUGGGAUACCUGGAGGUCUACGAUGGACCUGAGGAAACAGCCAGAUUGGCCAUGUUGGAAACAUUAAAGAGGACCAUACAGCACGCCUGGCCCAGGAUGACGAGCCGUCUCACUGUGCUCCUCCAGGCUUUGCUGAGGCUUAUGUGGGACGCAGCCACUGACAGGAGCCUGACACCCGAGCCAGUAACUGCAGCAUUGCUGCAGGGAGCCACAGACUGCCUUCUCUUACUGGAUCGGUGUUCCCAUGGCCAGGUGAAGAUUCUCCUGCAAGGAGUCCAGCGCAGCUGUCAAGAUGAUCGUCUUAAGGAAUACCUCAGGAAAGUUGAAGAGGAGCCUGUAGGAAGCUUCAUUCCAACAGAGCCCAAGAGGGACUUUUAGCGAAGGAGCGCAAGACUGGAAUAAGUACCCUCUGGCUUUUAAGAAGCCCACCUGAAAGGCAUUGCUGUGCUAACACAGCCAAAAACUGUUGACUAUCAAAGGCAGCAAAAUAAAAAAAUUAAGGCCAUGCAUGAGGCGGAUAUG